Messenger RNA from Neltuma alba, 569 nucleotides. Its product is annotated as 30S ribosomal protein S31, mitochondrial. The transcript has a single exon. NCBI's taxonomy places the organism in Eukaryota, Viridiplantae, Streptophyta, Magnoliopsida, Fabales, Fabaceae. Gene Ontology annotation, cellular component: ribosome; plastid. The record is from RefSeq and is a predicted model, not a curated record. The coding region runs from base 33 to 317 and encodes 94 amino acids. Gene Ontology annotation, biological process: plastid translation.
UUUAGCCACUGGAGCGCGAGUCAGCUAGAACCAUGGCAACAGGUGCGAUGCAGAGAUCCGGCGGAGUAUUGUGGCGGGUUAUGAUGACACCGCGGCCGACCUCGACGGCGACUUCUCCUGCGGCGCCGUCCUGUGGAGGAGCUAUUCCGUUGCCGGUGUUGUGCGGGCGCGGGGACAAAAAGACGAAGCGAGGGAAGAGAUUCAAGGGAUCAUAUGGCAACGCUAGGCCUAAGAGGGAGAAGAUGAUCGAGCGCAUUAAAGACAAGGUCGAGGUUCCCAGGUCUACUCCUUGGCCUCUUCCAUUCAAGCUUAUCUGAUUUUGAAUUCUAAGAGUUUUCUAGCUCAUAAUUUUGGGCCUUUGGUGCUAGGGAUUAGACUUCAUAAAUCUCUGAUUCAUGCUCCCUUUACCAUUUAUUACUGAAUACUGGUUUCUGUUUGAAUUCACCCAACUACUGUUACAUGUGCUUCGACUUUCAUAGUGGAUGUUAUGGCUCUUCCUUCACUGGCCUUUAUAAAUGGACAUUCACCCUUAAUUUAUACUAUACGGAAUACUGAUAGCAGUUUCGUGA